Symbiodinium sp. CCMP2592 is the source of this 783-nucleotide messenger RNA. The record is from the annotation of a GenBank genome assembly. NCBI's taxonomy places the organism in Eukaryota, Dinophyceae, Suessiales, Symbiodiniaceae.
AUGCGGCUGCGAUGGUCAUGGCGCACCCGAUUGCGAGGAUGGCAGCAGUUGCCAAAGACUCUUCCACCGGCUUCUCUCUGCACGCUGCCAGGGCAGUGCCUGGUUUGCGGGUGCAGAGGUUCUCUUCGAGCCUCCUCCGCCCGAGGAACGCUGCAUGGAACAUCGAAGCAGGGUCGCGACCUCUUCUCCGCGUGGCCGUGCGGCUUCUGCAGGGCUUCGCCUGCUGCGUGUCGUGGCAGAGGGAGUCCACAGAGGCAUGGGGAGCCAUUACGGGUUGCGUCUCAUUGUGUGGUUGCCAUUCGCGAUGCUCCAAAACCUGAUGGGGCCAUACUGGGCAUGAAGCGUCGGGGCGACUACGUCGUCGCUGAGCUGGAGGAGCCACCAUGGGUGCAACUCUCGAUUGAGGAUGACUGGCUCGCCGAGUUCAGCGAGCUCCGGAGGUUCAUUCAGCCCAUUGAAAGUCUCAUCUCAAUGUCUCCACCCGCAACCGUGCGGAGCUCCGGAACGGCUGCUUCGCCACGUGACCUGACAAGGUCCACGGAGAGUGCACGUCGCCGGGCGGCUGCGACGACUGGGCCCGCCUCGCACUCCGUGCCGCACUCUGUGCCGCACUCUGUGCCGCACUCUGUGCCGCACUCCGCAUCGCACCCGGCGGCCCAUCCCGCUGUACACACCGCCCACACGGCCCACGCGGCGCAUCCCACGAGCGCUCGCACCCGCUUGGGCGUGAGACCCCCGGUUCACAUUGCUGCGGCGACGGCCGCUCGCCGCACGGUGCGUUGA